GUUUAACCUGUCGUGACAUAAACGUAACCGUAUAAUUUCUUGCCAUAUUAUUUUUUUACUAUUUUUUUCCAAAGAAAACUUCUGGCUUACACCUUAAAUUUGUUGUAGAAAUCGACAAAAGGUCAAAAGACCAAUUGAAAUUUCCCUUUGUUCUUGUUUUCUUUUAUCCUUUCUUACUCCAUGGACGUCUUAUCUAUCAAUCAGGAAGUGUAUAUCAAAAGAUCCGAUGGUCGUGUUCAUUUGGCUAGUAUUAUCAAACUGGAUGGCGGCUCAAAUAAUAUAGUUACUGUAGAAUGGUCCGAGGGCAGUGCCAUACAGGGCAAAGAGUUGCCCAUUGAGUCGAUUGUGAAGCUAAAUCCACAGAUUUAUGAGGCCCCCCUGUGCAGCACAGCCUCGAUAUCUCCCAGAGCUACGCCAAAAUGUCCUCUUGCCUUGGCCCGCCUAAAGGCUGGUGGCAGCUCAUUCGCCCCACGGCGUUUGGCGCCGCGAGUUGUGACCGCCAUGCCCAGGCAAUUGCCUCGCGAUGAUGUAGUCUUGGAUCAGAUUGAUCACCUGAGGCAGCAGCGUGAGAAGCGUCGCCAACAGCAAGCUUUGGCCAGGGAUAUGCGCGAGAAGCAAAAGAACGAAGAUCCUGGUAAUCCACAUUGGGAAUUGGCCAGAAUGAUACGCUUACACCGGUUGCAAAUGGAUUUUCAUCCACUACGCUUGGGUAUACGAGGACAACUCAAACAGCAUCAGAUUGUUGUGUGUGUUAGAAAGCGUCCAUUGAAUCGCAGGGAGCAAAGGGAAAGGGAGCUCGAUGUCAUCACUGUGCCCACGAAGGAUUCUCUGGUUGUGCAUGAACCGCGUAAACAUGUCAAUUUGGUCAAGUUUCUGGAGAAUCACAACUUUCGCUUUGAUUAUACGUUCAAUGAGGAGUGCUCCAAUGCCAUGGUCUAUGAGUAUACGGCUCGCCCAUUGGUCCGUCAUGUCUUUGAGGGGGGAAUGGCUACUUGUUUCGCCUAUGGCCAGACUGGCAGUGGCAAGACACAUACAAUGGGUGGCCAAUUCACUGGCAAGCAACAGAAUCCUCGGGAUGGCAUCUAUGCCAUGGCAGCCGUUGAUGUCUUUGAUAAUUUGCGACAGACCAAAUAUGUUCGUUUGGGUCUAACAGUUACCUGUUGUUUCUUUGAGAUCUAUGGCUCAAGGGUAUACGAUUUGCUUAUGCCAGGAAAACCACAAUUGCGAGUCCUUGAAGAUGGUCAUCAGGUCGUACAAGUUGUCGGUCUCACCGAAAAGGCAGUCAAGGCUACCAGCGAUGUUUUGACCCUCUUGGAAUUGGGAAAUACUGUACGCACUUCGGGACAAACAUCAGCCAAUGCCAAGUCAUCACGCUCCCAUGCUGUUUUCCAGAUAGUUUUACGCUACACUAAAAAUAAUCGUCUUCAUGGUAAAUUUUCACUCAUCGAUUUGGCGGGAAACGAGCGAGGAGCCGACAAUAGCUCAGCGGAUCGUCUAACCCGCUUGGAGGCAGCUGAAAUCAAUAAAUCACUGCUGGCCCUCAAGGAAUGCAUUCGUGCAUUGGGUCGUCAAUCCGCUCAUGUGCCCUUCCGUGGCUCGAAGCUAACUCAAGUGCUGCGGGACUCCUUUAUUGGUGGCGUCAAAGUCAAGACUUGCAUGAUAGCCAUGAUCUCUCCUGGAUUGAAUUCUGUUGAGCAUACUCUCAAUACUUUGCGCUAUGCAGAUCGUGUCAAAGAACUCACGGCCCAACCCCCUUCUCCCAAGAGACCAGCCACGGAUCAUGUGGUUUCACUCUACUACGAUGAGGAGAGCAAUGGCCUAUGGAGCCACAGAAAUUCUCUGCCUGACUUGACCGCAUCUCAAACAGCAUUGAGACCAGGACCAUCUGCCACAUCUUUGCCAGAAGAUGGAGAUGCCAGUGCAUCUAAUGGUAUAUACAGUGUAUGGAACUCACAUAAAUGUCAUCGCAACCAAGAGGAUGAUAACUUGGCCUAUUUCAAUGCUGUCACCGAUAACUAUCAUCUAACCGAGGAGGCAAAGAAGCAGGAGGGAACAGCAGCCAAGAACAAACCAAAGUAAGAGUUUCUUCUUUUCGAUUUCUACAACAAAUAAUCUAUUAGGUGGUCCACUCCACAAUUAGACAACCACUUUCAGACACAUCCAGACAUAUCAUUUUACACAUUGUACUCGACUCAAAAUUGACAAUCUUUAAAAGUAAUGGAAUAAAAAUUUGUAUUGUGUGUGAAGAAA
Messenger RNA from Drosophila willistoni, 2250 nucleotides. RefSeq names its product kinesin-like protein Klp59C (gene Klp59C). Bases 181 to 2079 code for a protein of 632 amino acids. Lineage: Eukaryota; Metazoa; Arthropoda; Insecta; Diptera; Drosophilidae. The record is from RefSeq and is a predicted model, not a curated record. Gene Ontology annotation, biological process: microtubule-based movement. The transcript has a single exon. Gene Ontology annotation, molecular function: microtubule binding; microtubule motor activity; ATP binding.